UUAAAAUUUGCACAAUCCAUCAUAUACUGCAGAUCAGUUGCCACCAACAUGACUUCUGAAAAGCAUUUCAUGUGCAAAUCAACAGUAAUAAUGGGGUCUAAUAUAUCAUAUCUGAACCUUACAGAUUUGGCACUCACAAUUUAAUCAGCCUCUCAUGUCCAGCCCCAGUAUCAGCUGGGAGCUGCACACUCUACAACUCUGGGGCUUUUAAACCAGUGUGGGAAGUGCUGGGAACUUCAUUUCGGCAUGGAUUUGAAAGGGCAUUAUCAUUUCUGAAUCAUCUGAAAAACUACCAAAGUUUAUACUGGGACUGCAAAUGAACUGGACAUGGUCGAUUCAAGGAAUACUUCAGAAAGUAAUUGCGAUAGAAAUAAAAUCAUUACCCAACAAAUUAUUCCAUUGCUCUACGGUUUCAUCUUUAUAGGUGGAAUACUGUUAAAUGCAGUGGCAGCUUGGAUCUUUCUUCACAUUCCUAGCAAGACAAGUUUUAUUGUUUAUCUCAAGAACAUUGUUGCAGCCGACCUUAUUAUGAGCUUAACUUACCCUUUUAAAAUAUUUUCUGACUCCAAAAUUGGACAUUGGCAGCUCGACAUCGUUGUCUGCCGCUUUUCUGCUGUCAUCUUUUACCUAAAUAUGUAUAUUAAUAUAACAUUAUUUGGACUCAUAGGCUUUGACAGAUGCUUUAAAGUAAUGAAGCCCCAAUUCAGCACUUCUGCUUUCAGUGUCCAGUGUAGCAAAAUUGUAUGUCUGGUCGUAUGGCUGCUACAGAUUGUUAUCUCUUUUCCCAAUAUUAUUUUAACAAACCAACUUCCUACAAAAAACAAUUCAAAUGACUGUAUGAAGCUCAAAAGCCCUCUUGGACUCCAGUGGCACAAAGCUUCAAACUACACAUGCCUAGGAAUUUUCUGGAUUGUGUUUUUUCUCCUAAUAGUCUUCUACAGUUGCAUUGCCAAGAAAAUAUAUAUUUCCCACCAAAAGUUUAAGAAAAACUCCACGCUGGCAAAGAAAAAGACCAACCGAAACAUUUUCACCAUCAUGUUUGUGUUUAUCGUUUGCUUUGUUCCGUAUCACCUGGUCAGAGCCCCAUAUACGUUAAAACAAAUCAAACCUGAUUACGACUGUCAGAUUAAAAAUAUACUGUAUUACCUAAAAGAAUUUACAUUGAUACUGUCAGCUGCAAAUGUUUGUCUUGAUCCAGUUAUUUACGUAUUCCUUUGUCAACCGUUUAAGGAAAAACUGUACCAAAAAUUGCAUCUGAAAGUUAAAACAUCUGAAGAGUUUGAAAAUUCUAAAUCAAGAAAGUCAAAUGCUAUUGUUGAAACUGUUAUUGUUUUAUAAAUUUUAACAGCAAUAUUAUGGAAAUGUGGGCAUGUUGUUGUAUUAAGGAAACAGUGUAUGACUGAUAAAAUAAUAUUUGCCCUACUCAAUCAUUGCUGUAAUACCUAUCCAGAAACCCUUCUCCUUACAUGAUGAAUUGAUUACACACUUAAUUACUCAAGUAGUACUCGAUUUACAACAGUAGCUGGGAUACAUGAUCAAAAUUUGGAUACUUGGCAGCCGGCAUGUAUUGAUGACUGUUGCAGUGUCCUGGAGUCAUAUAAUCUCUAUUUGUGACCUUCCCAGGAGGUUCUGACAAGCCCAAUCAAUGGGAGAAGUUGGAUUUGCUCCACAUGCAACAACCUCGGCAAACAAAAAGGUCAUAAAAUCCAGCACAGCCAACAUAACAAUUGCCUUACUUAGCAGUAGAAAUUCUAGUCCCAAUUUGGUUGCAAGUUGAGGACUACCGGAACUAUAUAGAAAAAUGUGAUGCUAAAGUAAACACAGUUGACAAGAUUCUAUAUACAAACUCCUGUUUUCCUUUAAAUAAAUCUGGUUAAUAACAAUGUGUGAUCUUCCAACUUCGUGUUGGCAUAUGGUUGUGAAGGGUUUGACACAGAUCACUCUAUUCAUGGUUGUAUUAUGUGCUUGUAUAAUCUCAUCAAUACUUUCCUGUGAAUUACUUGGGAAAUAACAGUGGCAUAAAGGUAGACCUCAACUUACAACCCACAAUUGGGACUAGAAUUUUCAUUGUUAAGUUGUUAGGUGAGCUACAAUCCUGUCUACAAUCUUUUUUGCUAUGGUUGUUAAAUGAAUCAUUGUAAUUAUAAGUGAACUGCACAAUCUUUAAGCAAAUCCAGCUUCCCCCAUUGACACUGCUUGUCAUAAGCUAAUUGGGAAGGUCACAAAUCAUGAGCCUGGGACAGUGUAGUUGUCAUAAAUAUAUGCCAAUGGCCAAAUGCCCAAAUUUUGAUCAUGUAACCAUGGAGAUAUUGCAACGAUUGUAAAUGUGAGGACUGGUUGCAAGACAUUUUUUUCAGUGCCAUUGUAAUGUCGUAAGGUUGUAAAUUGUUUACAAAUGGUUGUAAAUCAAGGACCACCUGGCUUGGUAUUUUGAGGUUUGAAAUAGUGGUGGGAUUUUUACUACUGGUUCUGUGUAUGUAGCUUGGUGGGUGUGGUAGGGGAAGGAUAGUGUAAAAUCUUAAUUCUCUC
This is a messenger RNA of Thamnophis sirtalis, 2529 nucleotides long. RefSeq names its product P2Y purinoceptor 14. Gene Ontology annotation, molecular function: G protein-coupled purinergic nucleotide receptor activity. Gene Ontology annotation, biological process: G protein-coupled receptor signaling pathway. The record is from RefSeq and is a predicted model, not a curated record. NCBI's taxonomy places the organism in Eukaryota, Metazoa, Chordata, Lepidosauria, Squamata, Natricidae. Gene Ontology annotation, cellular component: membrane.